This is a messenger RNA of Endocarpon pusillum Z07020, 1077 nucleotides long. RefSeq lists its product as uncharacterized. NCBI's taxonomy places the organism in Eukaryota, Fungi, Ascomycota, Eurotiomycetes, Verrucariales, Verrucariaceae. The record is from RefSeq and is a predicted model, not a curated record. The coding region runs from base 1 to 1077 and encodes 358 amino acids. The transcript is spliced from 2 exons. Gene Ontology annotation, molecular function: nucleotide binding.
AUGUCUGCAAGGAAGUUUAAUGUCGGGAUCAUUGGUUAUGGCCUCAGUGCCAAAAUCUUCCACAUCCCCUUCGUCACAUAUGUGCCCGAGCUGAAUCUCCAUGCUAUCGUGCAGAGGAGCCCCAAGCCCGACAACGAUGCUAGAAAAGACCAUCCUGGCGUACAGAUCUAUCCAUCUGUGGAUGAUUUGUGCCAAGACGAAAUGGUUGAUGUUGUGAUUGUGACCACAGCCCCAGAUCAGCAUUUUCCCCUGGCCAAACAAGCGUUAGAAGCUGGAAAACACGUCGUGGUUGAAAAGCCCUUCACACCCACCUCGAAGGAGGCAUAUGAACUGACUGACCUGGCCAACAAGCAGAAGAGACUGCUUACAGUUUAUCAAAAUCGUCGAUGGGAUGCAGACUUUUUGACGUUGUCGAAAUACAUCAAUAAUGGUUCUCUUGGUCGAGUAGUCGACUUUGAAACACAUUUUGACAGAUAUCGACCCCAGGCACCAAACUCCGACAGCUGGAAAUACAAGGUCCAACCAGGAGGAGGAGCAAUAUAUGAUUUGGGAAUCCAUUUGAUAGACCAGGUAGUUUACUUGUUCGGGACCCCAAAGAGGAUCACAGCCUUCAUCGGCACCCAGCGAGAACCAAACCCAACAGGCUUCGAAGAUUCGUGCACCAUUCACAUGCACUACGAUGGUAAGAUGGCGACUGCCAGAGCAAGUGUCGUGAGUCCAGAGGUGAAUCAAUUGAGAUAUUGGGUACGUGGCGACAAAGGCAGCUUCAAGAAGUUCCACUUGGAUUGUCAAGAAGAACAACUCAAAGCUGGUAUGAGACCUGGUGAUGCUGGCUAUGGCCUUGAGCCGCAAGACCGAUACGGGGUGUUGACAAUGGUGGACAACGGAGAAAUUACAAGCGAAGUGGUACCAACUGUGGAACCAGCGACUUAUGCUGAGUAUUAUCGCAAACUUGCCAGAGCGCUUGCUGGGGACACGAAGCAACUUCCAGUCGAUCCAAAUACGGCUUCUUUGAUCAUUCGGCUUGUUGAGUUGGCAUUGCAGAGCUCGUCAAGUGGGAAAACGAUGGAUGUGUAG